CGAAUUAUAUAUUGUUGACAACUGGGGAUUGAGGUUAGGUUAUUCAUAAAUAUAAAUAUUAAUGAUUAUUAUCUUAUCAUAAAUAAAAAAGCAAUAAUCUAUAGUUAGAGAGUUUACUGUAUUAUCACAGGAUUUUAUAUUAUUAUGGACCAAUCCUUACCAGGAAUUGCUCCUACGACAAUACAAAUACUGGAUUCGGAAACAUUAAAUCACCACCUUGUCUGUCGAACAUGUCUCUGUGAUGUUUCAAAUACGACUCAAUCUGUGUUUGAUUCCAACAUAGACAAAAUGCUAAUGCACUUUACUGCUUUGCAGAUCCAUGUAGAUGACGGUUUACCUACCCAAAUAUGUGCUAAUUGCAUUAUACAAAUUACACAAGCUUACCAUUUUAAACAACAAGCAGAAAGCUCUGAUACUACCUUGAGGCAAUACUUUUAUGUUUAUAAAAAUCCAUCACAAUCUAUUAUGGGUCUCGGUGAAAUUUCUGAGGGAGCUACAACAUCAGAGGAAAAAUUGUUAAACAACAAAACACAGACAGUUGAUAAGAAUAUUGGAUGCAACAUACCUUUGAAUAUAGCUACUACACAAAAUACCAUGGAGAAUGAUAUUGAACCAUUAAGAAAUGUCAAAUGUUUAUCCUUAAACAUUCGUCUUAGAACAGAUCAGCAUGGUAAACUAAACAAUCACACUUGUGGUAUUUGCUAUAAGCCAUUUCCAACAAAGCGUGCUCUGCAGACACACAAUCGUACACAUGGAAUACUUGAGAGGAGGCAUAAGUGCUCAGUGUGCGAAAAAAAAUUUUAUGCUCAAACUGAGCUUACGAUUCACAUGCGCAAGCACACUGGGGAGAGACCGUUAGUUUGUACAACAUGUCAAAAAAGAUUUGCAGAUCCCAGAAGCUUAGCAAAGCACGUUAAAAUCCAUAUAGGGGAGAAAAAAUUUGUCUGCGAAAUUUGUCAAAAGAAGUUCAUUCAUUCAUAUUCUUUAACUACACAUCGCAGAGUUCACACCGGUGAAAAGCCGUUCGUGUGUUCUACAUGUGGGCAUUCGUACACAACGUCUACGCAACUCACAUUGCACACAAGAACUCACACACAAGAAAAACCUUACCCAUGCUCCGUAUGCCCAAAAGCGUUUGCCAGUGGCAGCGGGCUGGCAACUCAUCAACUAACUCACACUGGAAUUCGAAAAUAUGUUUGUUCGAUUUGUGGUAAAGGGUUAAGAACGUCGCCUGACUUAGCUGCUCACCUAAGAACUCAUACGGGUGAAAAACCUUUUGAGUGCAGAAUACCAAAUUGCAAUAAACGCUACAAAACUCAUAGUCAACUAAGUGCUCACAUACGAGCUCAUACAGGUGAAAAGCGCCACCAUUGUAACACAUGUAAUAAAGCAUUUGCUGACACCACUCAAUUAAAAAAACAUACGAACAUCCAUACAGGUAACAAACCCUAUGUAUGCAGUAUGUGUGGGUACAGGUUUACUCAGUCUGGGUCUUUGUAUACUCACAUGAAGAUUCACAAACAUUUAACUUCUGAGUAGUUUAAUGUGUAUUGGUUAUGAUAUUACACAGUCGUGAAGUGUAAAGUGUAAUCGUAGUAGUGUGGUUUCUUGUAAUAAAUGUUUUUAAAAUAAAAAUUUAAAUUAA
This is a messenger RNA of Photinus pyralis (common eastern firefly), 1645 nucleotides long. RefSeq names its product zinc finger protein 664-like. Gene Ontology annotation, molecular function: zinc ion binding; RNA polymerase II cis-regulatory region sequence-specific DNA binding; DNA-binding transcription factor activity. Gene Ontology annotation, cellular component: nucleus. The record is from RefSeq and is a predicted model, not a curated record. The coding region runs from base 145 to 1539 and encodes 464 amino acids. Gene Ontology annotation, biological process: regulation of transcription by RNA polymerase II. The transcript is spliced from 9 exons. Lineage: Eukaryota; Metazoa; Arthropoda; Insecta; Coleoptera; Lampyridae.